AAAUUCCUAGCUGAACUACUCACUAACUUAAGUUUCAUCGCGGCUCUAUAUUAGGUAAAAGAGAAAAAGAAGUCAUGAAACAGACCACCUAACCAAAAAAAACAACUCCUCCUUUAACGCAACUAAACAUAAAAUCCUUAACGUAAGUCGACCAGCAUACCUAUUUUAAGUAAACUGUUUAUCUUGCUUUACGUUCAGCUUUACCAGAUAAUAACAAAUAUUAUUACCACUAUCAUUCAUAUUUGCAAUGCCUUCAGAUGAUAUACCAGUUAGAGUUAACCAGAGAAUUCAUCCAACUUCCAUUAUCAUAGACAAGGCAGCACCAAAACCAAAAAAAGGCGACGCAAUGCCGCGGAAUCAAUCUGCUUUCCAACGACCAUUACCACCAGUUCUGUCUCUGGCUACACCGCCCAAGAGGCGAAGCUGCUGUUGCAGAGUCAUUUGCUGCAUCUUUUCUCUACUGCUUGUCCUGUUACUCGUCGUUGGCAUUUUUGCCCUUGUUUUCUACUUAGUCUUCCACCCUAAAGUCCCUGACUACUCGAUUGAUCGACUAAGAAUAACCGAUUUCAGGCUCAACUUGGACCUUAGCCUGUAUGCCAGGUUUAAUGUCAGAGUAACAGCAAAAAACCCGAACAAGAAGAUUGGGAUUUACUACGAAAAAGGAGGGAAAAUGAGCGUUUGGUACAAGGACACUAACUUAUGUCAAGGCCAUUUCCCAGCAUUCUAUCAGGGUCCUCUUAAUACAACAGCAACUGAUGUCACCCUUUCAGGGCAAAACCAGUAUGGGAACACUUUGAUGCAGGCGUUGCAGCAGCAGCAACAGACAGGAAACAUCCCUUUGGACCUCAAGGUGGAUCAGCCUGUUUCGAUUCGAGUCCAAAGUAUGAAGCUUGGGAAAGUGAGAUUUUUGGUUGACUGCAAGUUGACAGUGGAUAACUUGAGCUCUACAAAUCUUAUUAGUAUUAAAGCUAGUAGUUGCAGAAUCAGGGUUAAACUUUGAAUCAGUUGGUUUUUCCUAUCUUUUGGCAUAUUAACAAUUCAGAAAUAAGUAGUCAAUUCUUUUUUGUAUCAUUUGUUAUGUGUUCAUGUAUAUCUCACCUUUUUUGUUAUCAUUUUCAUUUUGUUCUUUGUCUUAUCAUUCAUUUAUCAUAUUUCAGAUGGAAUGCUAUUCCUUU
Molecule: messenger RNA, 1175 nt
Organism: Beta vulgaris subsp. vulgaris (sugar beet)
Lineage: Eukaryota; Viridiplantae; Streptophyta; Magnoliopsida; Caryophyllales; Amaranthaceae
Product: NDR1/HIN1-like protein 6
Exons: 1
Coding region: 248-1000 (250 amino acids)
Cellular component (GO): plasma membrane
Source: RefSeq, a predicted model, not a curated record